Messenger RNA from Solanum lycopersicum (tomato), 2978 nucleotides. RefSeq lists its product as uncharacterized. Gene Ontology annotation, biological process: protein phosphorylation. The record is from RefSeq and is a predicted model, not a curated record. Gene Ontology annotation, molecular function: protein kinase activity; ATP binding; protein serine/threonine kinase activator activity. Lineage: Eukaryota; Viridiplantae; Streptophyta; Magnoliopsida; Solanales; Solanaceae.
AAAUAGAAAAACAAAAUAGGUAGUAGUAAUAAAAUAUUAUCGAUAAUUUGUCAUAGAAUAGUUCAUUUGUGAGCUACAUUCAACUGCCAAUACUUUCUCCGAUGCUCUUCCGUCAACUUCAACGGCCAUUUCCACAAUCGGCAACUUAUACUUCACUUUUAUAACAAAGCGAUUUUGCUUAUUCGGUCCCAGCGGCGAUGGGCGGCGGCGGUCCCAGAAAUUAUUCGGCGAAUCCAAAUGAUUACAAGCUUCUCGAAGAAGUCGGUUAUGGAGCGAGUGCAACAGUUUAUAGAGCGAUCUAUCUUCCUUACAAUGAAGUUAUCGCAGUCAAGUGCUUGGAUCUCGAUCGCUGUAACAGCAAUCUGGAUGACAUACGCAGGGAAGCUCAAACUAUGAGUUUGAUAGACCAUCCUAAUGUAAUAAAGUCAUUCUGUUCAUUUGUUGUUGAGAACUACCUAUGGGUGGUAAUGCCCUUCAUGGCUGAGGGCUCUUGUCUACAUCUCAUGAAAAUAGCAUAUCCAGAUGGAUUCGAAGAAUCUGCUAUUUGUUCUAUGUUGAAGGAAACUCUCAAGGCGUUGGAAUAUCUCCAUCGACAUGGGCACAUACAUCGAGAUGUGAAGGCUGGGAAUAUAUUACUGGACACUAAUGGGGCAGUAAAGCUGGGCGAUUUUGGUGUUUCCGCAUGCAUGUUUGACAGUGGUGAUAGACAGCGGUCUAGGAAUACCUUUGUAGGAACUCCGUGCUGGAUGGCACCAGAAGUUCUGCAGCCUGGAACUGGAUAUGAUUUUAAGGCUGACAUUUGGUCAUUUGGAAUAACUGCCCUGGAAUUGGCUCAUGGUCAUGCACCAUUUUCAAAGUACCCUCCAAUGAAGGUACUUCUGAUGACAAUACAGAAUGCCCCUCCUGGACUUGAUUAUGACAGAGACAAAAAAUUCUCUAAGUCAUUCAAGGAAAUGGUUGCGAUGUGUUUGGUGAAAGAUCAAACUAAAAGGCCAACUGCUGAGAAGUUGUUGAAGCAUUCAUUUUUCAAAUAUGCUAAGCCCCCAGAGCUUUCUGUAAAAAAACUCUUUGCUGACCUGCCACCACUUUGGAAUCGAGUUAAAGCUCUACAGCUUAAAGAUGCUGCCCAACUAGCUUUGAAGAGAAUGCCUUCUUCCGAGCAGGAAGCAUUAUCACAGAGUGAGUACCAACGGGGAGUUAGCGCCUGGAACUUUGAUUUGGAGGAUUUAAAGCUUCAGGCUUCACUGGUACAGGACGAUGAUGAAAUACAAGAAAUUAAGGAAGAAGAUGAUACCAUCAAAGCUUAUAUGAACUACAAGGAGAAAUCUGUUGCCCUACAAUAUGCUGGAAAAUCAACCCCUAGAAAAGAUUCUAUUGCCAGUGAGCAAGAAAGUAUUGGUGAAGUGCCAGUAGCUGAAUACGAGAUCAAGAAGGGAAAAGAUUUGGAGAGCAGUACACCAGAUUCUGAUCAUUGGGAGAAAAAUGGACUGAAGAAGAAUGCAUCAAAAACAGAGUUGCCACCCCUAACCUCAGACAGGGAUGUCUUACCAGCCAAGAGUAGAACUCAAACACCAAAAGCUCGUCAAAGUCAGAGUGGACCACUUAUGGCUGGCGCUGUACUUAGUCACUCGGCAUCAGAAAGAGUUCGAAGCUCCGAAAGAAGUGAGAUUGAAAACCAACAACCAGGAGAUAAAGCUCAUCCAGUGCGAAGAGCACCCAGCUUUAGUGGGCCUUUAAUGCUUCCAAAUCGAGCUUCAGGAAAUAGUUUAUCAGCUCCGAUUAAAUCAUCUGGGGGUAUUAAUGCUUUCAAGACAAGUUCAUUUUUUGCUAUUGUGUUAAUGAUGAUUUUUAUUUGUUCAGGAUUCAAAGAUUCCUUGGAUGACAAGUCGAAGCCGAACUUGGUCCAAAUAAAAGGCCGUUUCUCUGUAACAUCAGAAAAUGUAGAUCUUGUAAAGGAUAUUCCAUUAUGUACAGUUCCUCGACGAUCUUCUCAAGGAUCACCACUUAGGAAGUCUGCUAGUGUUGGAGAAUGGCUGGUCGAAUCUAAACAAAUGCCACCCAGUCAACCGCCCAAGGAACUUGGCGUUAAUAAUGUUCCUGCUUCAGUUCUCAUGCCUCACUUACAAAAUCUCUUUCAACAGACGUCAAUUCAACAGGAUCUCAUUGUAAAUCUAUUGAGUAGCUUGCAACUAUCUGAGGCAGGAGAUUCUUCUCAAAAUGGGAAGUUAUCUCCCUUACAGCGCCCAGAGAGCAAUGGAAUUGUUGAAGCAGCUGUUUCUGAGAGGGAGAAGCUAUUAUUAGUCAAAAUAUCUGAGCUUCAGGCUAGGAUGAUUAAUUUGACAGAUGAGUUAACUGCAGAAAAAUUAAAAUACUGGCAGUUGCAACAGCGGUUAAAUGCCAUGUCAAGUUGCGGAGAGGAUGGGGACAGAAGAGAGUUGGAAUCCUGAUGACAAUGAUACGUUUCAUAUAUAAACACCGUGUAUAUUCAGGUUUAAGUAUAGGAAGAGGCAGAGUGUAAUUAUUCUUAUGUCACUGAAUCAUGCACUUGUCCUUGUUGAAUAGCUCGUGUGGGAAGAAUCCAUCUCCAAGAAUCAAUAAACAAAAUAAUGAGCGCAUAGAUAAUUUCUUCAUUUGUUUGACAAGUAGGUGCUGAAAACAAGCUUCUUGUGCAGAUUCACGUCAAGGGAUUAUUAUUUUUAUUUAGAUAUAGAAGAUUGUGGAGGGAGGAAGGGCGGGCUCAGCGGGCAGAGACUAGAGAGUGGGAGUGGUGGGUUCAAUUUCGAAUUUCAUUUGUAGAUCCUUAGUUUAUGAUGUAGUCAAUAUUAAGGUGUAAUUUUGUAUCAUAUAUGAUGAUCAUGAGAUGUGUGUUCAAUAAAGCUUUUAGCUUCACAAGCAUCCCUCAAGCCUAACAUAUUUGUGGCCGUUGCCAAAUUGCCAUUGCAUAAAUGGAGAGAUGGAUCUGGUACUGUUGGACCCAA